Messenger RNA from Cololabis saira (Pacific saury), 4764 nucleotides. RefSeq lists its product as uncharacterized. The transcript is spliced from 4 exons. NCBI's taxonomy places the organism in Eukaryota, Metazoa, Chordata, Actinopteri, Beloniformes, Belonidae. The record is from RefSeq and is a predicted model, not a curated record. Gene Ontology annotation, molecular function: nucleic acid binding. Bases 1 to 4764 code for a protein of 1587 amino acids. Gene Ontology annotation, biological process: DNA integration.
AUGGAAGGAGAGCUGGAAGAGUUGAGGGACUUAGUGGCCCAGCUGAGGGCUGAGAAUGAGAGGUUGCAGCGGGAGCGGGCUACGGCCGCGCCGGGUACUAGUGCUGCACCUCCCAGUCUCACCGAGCCUCCGCCAGUACCUUCCACCUCUAGCGCUUCUGUCAUGGAGAGACUGAUCUUGGUACCCCGAGAUAGGAAGUGUCCAAACUUCAGGGGUAGGUCAGGUCUAGGGCUAGAGGAGUGGAUAGAGGAGGCUCAGGCAUGCAUGAGAGCUCGCCAUCUGUCCCCAUCCGAUCAGGCAUUUUUUCUUUUCGACCAUUUGGAGGGAGAGCCUCGUGAUGAGAUCAAACAUCGGUCUAGCGCAGAGAGGAGUGACCCAGCUGAAAUUAUUGCUGCUCUGCGGGAGCUGUAUGGUUGUUCUGACUCGUACGUUGCUUUACAGGAGGCCUUCUUCUCACGACGCCAGCAAGAAGGGGAGACUCUUCAGGAGUUCUCCCUGGUGCUCAUGAAUCUGAUGGCUUCUGUGAAGCAACAGGCUCCAAGCGACACGCUAAAUACCGAUGUUUUGCUGCGGGACCAGUUCGUUGAGAAUGUUAUCGACGGUUCCCUUCGUCGAGAGCUGAAGCAGCUUGUACGCAGGCGGCCGUUUGCCUCCCUGCUUGAGGUAAGGGCGGAGGCAAUUAGAUGGGAGAGAGAGGGGUCGCCGGGAGGUGUGUGGGGCCGGAGCCAUUCGGUUCCCUCGGUGCUGGGUUUACAGUGUGGUGUUCAGGGUGCCCCUCUGGUGGAGAAACCAUCCCAGGCUGGCGGUGCCACCAACCUGGCCAUUUUGCAAAGGAAUGCAGAGCAGGGCAUAAUCCACCUCGCCCUACAUCUGCAGCGCCUGCUUCCUCUCAGCCAGGCAUGCAUUAUGAGUCAGCUCAGCAUUCGGGAAACUAGCGCCCGCCGAACUGCGGAGUCAAAGUUCGGAGGGGGGUCUAUGGUUUCCACCAUUACGGAGAGCUUCUUCCGGCAACACUUCGGGUCUUGGGACCAAGAGAGGCUUCAGUCUUGCCACUGGUUACGUCUCAGAGCGGCUAAUGGGUUGCCUAUACCCUACCUCGGUUACCUGGAGCUUGAAGUCGAGCUUUGUGGUGGGGCGUUGCCACGGUGCGGGGUAUUGGUGGUCAGGGACCCUGCGUCGGCUGAUGAAUCCCUUCAUGCGCCUGGUGUUUUGGGGAUGAACAUCCUGCGGAAAUGCUACGGGAUGCUGCUUGGGCAACAUGGUCUCGCCCUAUUUGACUUACCCAUCAUUACAGAAGCACCAAAGGCUGUGGUGCAGGCAUUGCAGAGGUGCCAUCACGCCCCUGCGGGCCCUUUUUCUGAAGCUGCUGGUAAGGUCAAGGUGCGAGGCCGGAAGGUUUGCCGCAUCCCUGGUGGCACCAUGCAGGUGGUUCUGGCUACCUGUUCUGCACAGUACUCCGGCACUGUGGCGCUUUUUGAGCCCUCAGACCAGGGAUUUCCCGCUGGCCUGCUGGCCUCCCCGGCACUGGUUCACGUUGAGGACGGUACUGCACACAUCCCCAUUGUGAACGUGGGUUCUUCCGACGUGCUAUUGUACCCACGAACAGUGGUAGGUGUCCUUAGUGAGGUUCGUGUGGUAAGCUUGCCCCCUGGUGUAGAGGAGGUUUCGUCUCAUACGGCCUCUGUGGUUUCCCAGGUCGUGGCUCCCCCACUACCAGAUCAGGUGGAGGCGGUCGAUUUGUCAGCCCUGUCUUACGACGAACAAGAAGAAGCGCGAGGUCUUCUUCGGAAACAUGUCUCUGUCUUUUCAUCUCACGAUGGUGACUUGGGCUGCACUGAUUUGAUUUCCCACGAAAUUCCUCUCUUGGAUGACGCCCCCGUCCGCCAGCGUUACCGUCGUAUUCCACCGUCAGAAUACGAAGUGGUUAAAGAGCAUAUCAACCAGCUGCUGGGCGCACAGGUCAUCCGCGAAAGCAGCAGUCCUUUUGCCUCACCGAUUGUGCUGGUUAAGAAAAAGGAUGGCAGCCUGCGGUUGUGCGUAGACUACCGACAGCUUAACAGCCGGACAAGGAAGGAUGCCUUCCCUCUUCCUCGUAUUGAGGAGUCACUUGACGCGUUGACCGGAGCUCGUUGGUUCUCCACUAUGGAUUUAGCCAGUGGCUAUAAUCAGGUUCCAGUUGCGGAGGCCGACCGACCCAAGACAGCUUUUUGUACUCCGUUCGGGCUGUUCGAGUGGAACCGCAUGCCCUUUGGGCUGUGUAACGCGCCUAGCACCUUCCAGCGGCUCAUGCAGAGGAUUUUUGGAGACCAGCAAUGUCAGUCCCUGCUUUUAUAUCUAGAUGACAUUGUGGUUUUCUCCUCUACCUUUCAACAACAUCUGGAGCGUCUGGAGGUGGUGCUGCAGCGGUUACAACAGGAGGGCCUGAAGGCUAAGCUGUCCAAGUGCUCCUUUUUCCAGCGAGAGGUCAGUUAUUUGGGGCAUGUCAUCUCUGCCAGUGGUGUUUCCACUGAUCCGGGCAAAGUGGAGGUGGUAGCCAACUGGCAGCCCCCCACCACCAUCUUGGAGUUGCGGUCCUUCCUCGGUUUUGCAAGCUACUAUCGCCGCUUUGUGGAGGGGUUCGCCAAGUUGGCUGCCCCUCUACACCGUCUUGUGGCAGAACUGGGGUGCUCUAAGUCCAAGAGGUCACGUCCGGUGUCGGACAAGUGGACGUCAGAACAUCAGCAGAGCUUUGAUGCCUUAAAGUUUAAGCUCACCAAUGCCCCCGUGCUUGCCUAUGCCGACUUUACCCUCCCCUUCAUCCUGGAGAUAGACGCCAGUCAUGGAGGCUUGGGAGCGGUACUCUCACAGGAGCAGGAGGGAAAGGUGCGGCCUAUAGCAUUUGCCAGCCGAGGUUUGAGGCCGACAGAGCGCAACCCAGUUAAUUAUAGCUCCAUGAAGCUAGAGUUUCUGGCUUUAAAGUGGGCAAUGGCGGAAAAAUUCCGUGAGUACUUGCUUGGGCACAAGUGUCUGGUUUUCACGGAUAAUAAUCCCCUUAGCUAUUUGUCCACAGCUAAACUUGGUGCACUGGAGCAACGCUGGGCAGCUCAGCUGGCAGCUUUCGAUUUCGAAGUUCGCUACCGCCCUGGUAAGAACAAUGCCAAUGCAGAUGCCCUGUCCCGCUUGUACCCCCCUGUUGCAGCGAACCUGGAAACUGUACUCCCUGGUACGUCACUUCCACCACCCUUGAAGCGAGCUCUACAAACUCGAGGGCCCGAAGCUUGUCAGGCUGCUGUCCAAGCUCUGCCUCAGCACCUUCCUGCUGACAUUGGCGCACUUCAGCAGGGUGAUCCCGUGCUUUCAGAGGUGUUGACGUUUUGGCAGCAGCAACAAUAUCCCGACCAGGGCGAACGCAGGCGGCUGUCCCAGCUAGCGGUGGUGCUUCUCAAACAGUGGGAUAGGCUGACUGAACAAGCGGGGGUGAUUUACAGAAAGGUUGCACGGCCCGAUGGUGGAGAAGCCGUUCUCCAGGUGCUGUUACCGGCUGCGUUAAAGGAGAAGGUCCUUACCGAGGUUCACCAAAACCAUGGCCACCAAGGUGUAGAGAGGACCUUGGAAUUACUAAGGCAGCGUUGCUACUGGCCGGGUAUGACUGCCGAUGUGAAGCGUUGGUGUCAAACCUGUGAGCGGUGCCAGGUGGCCAAGGACUCCGGGCCAUCGGUCCGAAGCUUCAUGGGACAUCUGCUAGCCUCAGAGCCAAACGAAAUUUUGGCUUUGGAUUACACCAUGCUUGAACCAACCCAUAACGGGCUGGAGAAUGUCCUUGUGCUGACCGACGUCUUCAGCAAAUACACCCUUGCCUUCGCCACUCGUGACCAGAGAGCUUCUACUGUGGCCCAGGUCCUAGUCACCGAGUGGUUCUCCAAGUUUGGUGUUCCAGCACGAAUUCAUUCGGACCAAGGUCGGAACUUCGAAAGUGCGCUCAUUCGACAGUUAUGUGAACUGUAUGGGAUUGAAAAGUCCCGUACGACUCCGUACCAUCCCGCUGGGAAUGGGCAAUGCGAGCGUUUCAACCGCACGCUGCAUGACAUGCUGCGCACCCUUCCAGCCUCUCGAAAAAGAGACUGGCAUUCUUGUCUACCACAGGUACUGUAUGCCUAUAACACCACUCCCCACCAAUCGACUAGGGAGUCACCCUUUUUCCUUAUGUUUGGCCGUGAGGCAAGGCUCCCAGUUGAUUUCCUGUUGGGGAGAGUGCAGGCCCCUGUUGGUGGGACUGUAAACGACUGGGUGCAAGAACACCAGUCCCGGUUGCAUCUGGCCUUUGACAGUGUUCGAGAUAGGUUAAAAGUCGCAGCUGAGCGCCGGAAAAGGAACCAUGAUCAGACUGUCCGGUCUGAACCCCUGGUGGAAGGUCAGUUAGUGCUGUUGCGAGACCUUGGCAGGAAAGGUCGUUGUAAGAUCCAGGACAAGUGGAAUCCAGUGGUGCACAGGGUGGUUCAGGCUCCCCCGGGAGAAGGUCCCGUGUACGCCAUUGCUCCACUGGAUGACCUUGCCAAGGUCAAGCGGGUGCACCGCACGCUGCUUAAGGCAGUCGUGGGGAUUGCUUCCCCAGACAGCGAUCAUGCUUCUCCUCCUACCCCAUCUGGCCAGCUGGAAAUCUGGUCCAGGGGAAAGAGAAGCUCCAACUGCACCAGCCUUGGCUCCACCUGCAGCUGCCACAGGACUUGUGCCCCCUUUCCAUCCAGCAUCCUCAGCCACGUCUCCCCCAGAAAGCAGAGGGUCUGA